Messenger RNA from Amphibalanus amphitrite, 522 nucleotides. RefSeq lists its product as uncharacterized. NCBI's taxonomy places the organism in Eukaryota, Metazoa, Arthropoda, Thecostraca, Balanomorpha, Balanidae. The record is from RefSeq and is a predicted model, not a curated record. The transcript is spliced from 4 exons. Gene Ontology annotation, biological process: pointed-end actin filament capping. Gene Ontology annotation, molecular function: tropomyosin binding. Bases 172 to 522 code for a protein of 116 amino acids.
GCAGGCCGGACCGAGCGGGCCCAGUCGUGUUCGUGUCGCCCCCGCUCGCGGGACAGAGGAUCGCUCGGUGUCCGCUCCCCAGUGCUGCAAUCAUGGCCGGCAACCGUCUACAGGUGUUCGGAGGCCCCCGUGACGAGUGACUGGUCAGAGCACGGUACUGCGCGGAGCACCAUGGACCGGGACCGCUGGGGUCACGAUCAGCCGGAGCCGGCCGGCGCCGGCAGCGACGACAGUGACAGCGAGUAUGAGGAGAUUACGACCACCACCCGCACCGUCAAGAAGACCACCUACAACCCCAAGCCGCUGGUGGAGGCGCUGCGCUCCAAGGAGAUGGGGGCCAACAAGAAGCUGUUUGGCAAGGACCUCAGCGAGUAUGACAACAUGGACAUGGACGACAUGUUGGACCAGCUGACCGCAGAGGAGAUAGAGCUGCUCACCAGGGACGUGGAUCCCGACGGCCGCCACCACGGCGGUCUCCCGGACCUCCUCCGGUUCCGGGUGGAUGGUGUAGCACGUCCUUGA